Molecule: messenger RNA, 2013 nt
Organism: Diachasma alloeum
Lineage: Eukaryota; Metazoa; Arthropoda; Insecta; Hymenoptera; Braconidae
Exons: 1
Coding region: 1-2013 (670 amino acids)
Source: RefSeq, a predicted model, not a curated record
AUGGCAUUCAGACGUUUCCAGAGCUUGGAACGCAAAUUUGUCAGGGAUCCAGAGCUCUGCAAGGCAUACUCUGAUACUAUUGACGAGUACAUGGAGCUCACUUAUUUAUCGGAGGUACGUGAUCCAAGCAAUACAGGAUUUUACUUGCUCCAUCAUGCCGUCAUAAAAAAGGACAGUGUGAAAACCAAGGUGAGAGUAGUCUACGAUGGCUCUGCUAAAACCACCACAGACAUUUCAUUGAAUGAAACACUGUUGGUUGGCCCUAAGCUGCAGCAAGACAUCUUCUGGCAGGUUCUCCACUUCCGCACGCACCUGUACACAUUAACAGGUGACAUUGAAAAAAUGUUCUUGCAGUUCGGAGUACGCAAGGAAGAUCGUCGCUAUCAGCGUAUUAUGUGGAGGAACAGCCAUGGCAAAGUGGCUAUUUAUGAGCUGAACAACGUGACAUUUGGAUUGUCCUUUUCACCUUAUCAGGCAGUCCAAUGUCUCCAGCAAUUAGCAGAGGAUGAAGCCCAUCACUUUCCAGUGGCCGCACGUAUAUUGAAACAAAACAUGUACGUGGACGAUCUGCUAUGCGGUUUCAAUUCGAUCCGUGAGGCUAAGCAGGCUCGUGAAGAAAUCACUCAAUUAUUGGCUCGGGGUGGACUCAAUAUCAAGCACUGGGCUUCCAAUGAUCCCAGGUUGCUACGAGGCUUACCCCCCGACUCCAUUCAUCAAAAGCUACAGUUAAACGAUGGAUCGACGCUGAAGACACUGGGAGUGUAUUGGGACUCACAGUCAGAUUCCAUCUCAUACACAGUCCAGCCAGUACCUGUCGUGGAGCGAGUGACAAAAAGAAUUGUCAUGUCGGAAAUCGCAAAAAUCUACGACCCAUUGGGUCUGCUGGGUCCAGUUGUGCUAUCUGCAAAAAUGAUCAUCCAGAAACUCUGGAAUGCCAAGGUUAACUGGGAUGAGUCUGUUCCUGAGCACAUUCACACGGAAUGGACGAAUCUCUGUUCCCAGCUACCUUUGCUAAAUGACGUACAUUUCCCACGCAAGAUCUGUCAGGAGAAUGGCAAACAACUGCAGAUCCAUGGAUUCCGUGAUGCCAGCACCACUGGAUAUGGUGCCUGUAUUUAUGUGUGCUCGAUCGAUAUCCAGGGAAACGUACAGUGCAGAUUAUUUUGUGCCAAAUCAAAAGUUGCACCAGUCAAGUACGUCUCGGUAGCUCGCCUGGAGUUAUGCGGAGCCUUGCUUUUAUCCAGGCUGUACCAAAGCAUCAAGGAUACCAUCAACAUCCCCAUCGAGAAAAUCAUUUUCUGGAGUGCUUCAAUGAUUACUCUGCACUGGAUUAGCAAAUCUUCAAAUUUAUUUAAAACAUUCGUGGCUAAUCGAGUGGCAGAGAUUCAAUCCAGCACUGAAGGAGGCGAGUGGAGACACGUUCCAGGGGAAUCUAAUCCAGCUGAUGCCCUCUCAAGAGACCAGAUGCCAGCAGAUUUUAUCACCAAUGAGCUUUGGAAGGUUGGUCCCCAAUGGCUGUCAGGGCCAGAAGUCAAGUGGCCCACAUCCAAGCUCACUGAGCCAAUUGAAGAUCCAGAGGCCAAGCGAGUGACCUGCAUGAGUGCUACCAUCAAUGACUUCACCCUGCUGGAGAGGUAUCAUUCAAUCCACAAGCUAAAGAGGGUUAUUGCUUACCUGCUCAGAUUCAAGAUAAGCAAUAGAAAAUUCAAAGGUCCAAUUCAAUUGGAAGAGCUCAUCAAAGCAGAGCAAGUAAUCAUGAGGCUCGUGCAGAGGAACGCGUUUCCCAGUGAAUUACGCCAGCUCAGCGAGAAGAAAGAAGUGGAUCGUAAGAGCAAAUUAUCAAAGCUCAAUCCAUUUCUGGACUCUCAUGGCAUCAUUCGAGUUGGAGGAAGACUUCAGGCAGCAGACAUCCCCUACAGCCAGAAGCAUCCGGUCGUUUUACCAAAGAAGGAGUUUGUCAGUGAACUCAUCAUCAGGGACAUGCACAGAGAGCAGGCACAUGCUGGUGCAUAA